UCUGCAAAGGUCUAAAUAUUUAAGAAGAGUUGGGGUCCGGGCUGAAACUGAAUGUCUGCACACAGAUGGGAACAAUCCCUCACAGCCACUGAAUCUCACAUCACUCACAUUAGUGAAAAAAAAGAGUCUCCAGAGUACAGAGUGUGGGGUGUGCUGGGCCAUGUCUGAACCAACAAAAUGGGGUGCAGGUGGGCGGAUUAGGGGGUGUGGAAGGAACCAACAGUAAAGGAUCAGGGGGAGGGAUGGAGCGGGGGGAUGGCAGAAUGGAAAAGAGGGCAGGGAGGGGAGGAAAGUUGUUUUUUUUUUGUUUUUUUUUUACAUUUGCUAGAGUCAGAGACAUUUUGCCAGAGUCACAUCCAGUCCUGAGCACACUCUGAGAGAGGGGACAAGGAGGGCCAGUCUUGUUUGAUCAGAUUUGUGACCAUGCGUGUGGUGAUUGUCUUCGUGCUGUCUGCCCUGCUUCCACUCUCUCUCUGCCAUAAUUGGGACCCCUUCGCUUGGCUGUAUGGCCGGCAAAGCCAAGGAUACUAUUAUGCCUCCCUGCAGGCGGACACAGCAGGAGGGGCAUGUCCAGAUGAAUGCGACUGCCCCCCCACCUUCCCAGUCGCCAUGUACUGUGAUGGGCGCGGUCUCAAAGCCAUGCCAACCAUCCCCUCCCGUGUGAAAUACCUAUACCUCCAAAACAAUGCCAUCACAGCCGUGCCAGACUCAGCUCUGGUCAAUGCAACCAAUCUGGUGUGGCUCAUGAUGCACCACAACCAGCUGACAUCUGACGGCAUCGGAAGGAAGGCGUUUCUGAAGUUGGAAGCACUGGACCGUUUAUACUUACAACACAACAAUUUGACCAGCAUUCCUUCAAACCUCCCUCGCACCCUGCGAGACCUGAGAAUCAACCACAACAAGAUUGAAAAGGUAACACCUGCAGACCUAGAGGGUAUGGCUAACCUCACUAUCCUGUAUCUCAAUGACAAUGCUGUUACAGACAUGGGAUCAUCACUGAGGGCACUGAAAUCCCUCACACUGCUGGACAUUAGCGGCAAUAAGUUGACAAAGGUCCCAGAGUCACUCCCCGAACAGCUGCACCAACUCUACCUGGAGUACAACUCCAUCGAUGCUCUACCGGAGAGCUUCCUGGGCCAUUUCAGUCAGCUGCAGUACAUCAGGAUGGCCCACAACCAGCUAACGGACAAGGGCAUCCCUGCCAACACCUUCAAUGUGACUGGGCUGGUGGAGCUGGAUCUGAGCUUCAAUAAACUGGAGAGAAUCCCAAUAGUGAGCACCACACUACAGCAUCUCUAUCUGCAAGCCAACCAGAUCAAAGAGUUCACUCUGGGUAGUUUCUGCAGUGUCGUGGACGUGACCAACUUCUCCAGACUGCAGACGCUGCGACUAGAUGGAAACGAGAUCAGUCAACAAGACAUCCCCACGGAGUCGUCCCUCUGCUUGCGCCUGGCUUCCACCGUUGAGAUCUAGCUGUAGCGUAUGACACAAUGUGUGGUGGUCUGCUCACAAACACAGCUCACUUUACAGUGUGUGACACAUCAUGUGCAUGACAUGUGCCAAAAACCAAUGCACAAUUGGGGCGAUGGUAUAAUUUAAUACAGCAGACAGCAGGUGGCAGCAGUUUGUACUGUAAUAUCUCAUUUUACAGUGAUUGUCGUGAGCUUACAGGGCAGAGGGCGUUUUAUGUGCAAAAUAUAAACAAGGGAAUCUGACACAGAAGUCUGAUUUAUUUGAUAAAUAAAGUUAAAUGAGCCACAAAAUAUAGUGUAUAAGCCCAAUAACAUAUAAUGUUUCUUCUUGUGUACUGAAAAUGAUCUGACUCUCACCCUCCUUACAGUAUAUGUUGCUGUGAGGGUCAAUGAUCUUGAUUGUAAUCUGUGUUUUUUAUUGUUUCUUUCUGUCCUCUUACAAAGCAUGCUUUCUACUGUUUUGUCUGAUAAGUUCAAGAUAAAAAAAAAAUAUUAUGUACAAUGUGAAAUUUUUUAAAUCUCAAGUCAUUAGCUCUCGUAAAAAGCAUGACAAUAUUCUCUCUUCUCUGACGACCAUGUCCCAAAGUGAUAUCUUAUGCUGUGGCCGCUUGUUUCUGUAGAGAUUACAGUGAAAUCUACUAUGUGAAAAAAUAUCUCUGUAUUGUACUGUAGUGAAUCACACAUAAAGAGGCCUUUGGGUACAUGAAUUAUGAUUCUUAUGUACUGUAUGCAUGGCAUGGAUUGGUUAUCAUACAAAGGGUUUAUUUUUACAAACCUAUUGCAGAAUAAAUAAA
Molecule: messenger RNA, 2266 nt
Organism: Larimichthys crocea (large yellow croaker)
Lineage: Eukaryota; Metazoa; Chordata; Actinopteri; Sciaenidae
Gene: fmoda
Product: fibromodulin a
Exons: 6
Coding region: 424-1473 (349 amino acids)
Molecular function (GO): protein binding
Source: RefSeq, a predicted model, not a curated record